Colletotrichum navitas is the source of this 1126-nucleotide messenger RNA. RefSeq lists its product as uncharacterized. Lineage: Eukaryota; Fungi; Ascomycota; Sordariomycetes; Glomerellales; Glomerellaceae. The transcript is spliced from 2 exons. The coding region runs from base 366 to 911 and encodes 181 amino acids. The record is from RefSeq and is a predicted model, not a curated record.
CUUUUACAGUUGGCUGGCUGCUCUACCGUGUGUGGUCAAACGGUGAAGGUCCCCGAGAACUUACUGUAAUUGGUCAAAAACCAAAGAGGUCGGUGGCCAGUCAACACGGGAUCUCCGCAACUUCACCCCUGCAAGCCAAGACCCCAACGCCGAAAGAGGAUGGUGGUUUGAACUCGUACACCGAUGGACCGAACGAAUGAGUACCAAGGCCUUGAGAAGAGGAGAUCACCGGCGGUGUCACCUGCCACAGAGCAAGAACACAAAAGGCGCCCUCUUUCCUAGAUGUCAAACUUGUUCUCUCAGUCACCUGUUCAAACUCUCGAUAUCUUGUUGCACAAUCCUCGAGCCGAAAGUCAUCGAUCACAAUGAAGUUUACCAAGCAGUUCUCAGCCAUUGUCUUCAUCGCGGGGCCAAUUGCUGCCCAAAGCACGUCGGAUCUAUACUCGAUACUCCCGAUCGACUUGACCGCAUCGGUUACCCUUCCGGUUGAGACGGACGGCACAGGCUCUGCCUGCCCGACCGUCACGGAGGUGACGGAAAGCUGCGCCACUUGCCCGGUGCCGCAGUGCCUCACAGUGUCCACUCUGACGCAGUCCUGCGGCUGCCCUACCCCGGUGCUGACGGAAUAUGUCUCUAUUCCAUGCAGAAAUCCCUGUGCCCGCGUCGGAUGCAGCACCAGCUACACCAUCAUCCCGGGAGAGGAAUCUUGCGGCGGUACCGGAAGUGGAACUGCCACCGUCACGGCGUCGGUGACGGGGUCGACCACUGUCACGGCGACAUCUACCGAGACACUCGGAACAGAAACCGGUGCGGCGACAGAGACAGGGUCCGGCGCUUCGACCCUGACGGCUUCCAGUUCUCCGACACCGAACGCUGCGAGAAGGUUGGGCGUUCCUUUCAAGUUUUGGUAGGCGUAAUCCAGUGUUGUAGGAAGCGCCCAACACCCAACAUGCGAAAGUGGAGGCAUCUGGGAGAUUAUUGAAGGAUUCAGGGAAUGUUCCUUAACUAUUUAAUACUAGAUUGCACCCGUGAUUGAAUGACAAGGAAAAGUCCAGCUUAAGUCGGUGCCCAUGUAUCAGCUGUCCAAGAUUCCGGACUGAAAUCCGGCCAGUAGAGCCCUUGUGCA